CCCUUUCCUUUCCUUUACUAUUCUUCAAGUUCAAAGUUCAAACUCAUUAUUCAUCAGAAUCGCUUUUUCUACAACACACUUUUUUUUUUACUCAAAAAUUAAGUUUCUGCCUCGGCAAGAUGAUUAAUAUGGAGCCGAAGAAGAUCGUGGAUCUCCCUCAGGAACUGAUAACUGAAAUUCUGUUGAGAUUACCGGUGAAGAUUCUGUUACGUUUCAGGUGCGUCUCUAAAUCAUGGAAUUCUCUCAUCUCCGAUGAUUCCCAUUUUGCAACUUCACAUUUUCAACUUUCCGCAAAUAAAAUUUUCAUCAUACGUGAUGAUACUCUUGUAGCCCUAUCCGUUGAUUUUGAUUCAUCCCUUAAUGAUUAUGUUUCAUUAAGCCUCAAUAUUUGGAAUCCCCAAUCUUAUAUUGACGAUGAAAUUGACACUCGUAUUGGAGGUUCGUGUAGAGGGUUCCUGUUUAUACACAAUGAAGUAGGCUUAUACCUAUUGAAUCCAUCCACACGUGUCCACAAACAAAUACCUGUUUCUCCUAUGACUAUUGCCUCCUACUCCCAAGAUUCUUCUAUUUACAGGAUUAUUUAUGGCUUCGGUUAUGAUUCGUCAACGGAUGAUUACUCGGUAGUUUUAGGGUUCUACAAUUGCAAUACCAAUCUUCUUGACUUUGAGAUUUUCUCACUUAGAUCUAAUAACUGGAAACAAAUUGUGGUUGGUUCUCAUUUUCCUUAUAUAUUGACUGCUUAUCAUGAAUCCGAGGUAGGGUUGUUCUUUAAUGCUUCUAUUCAUUGGCUGAUUUAUAAUUAUGAAACCAAUAGGGAAGUUAUUAUCGCCUUUCAUUUAAAGGAAAUGAGAAUGUCUGAGAUUGCUUUGCCAGAUGAUUUUCAUAUGUAUUCAUCUGUUAGUGGUUAUGACUUGUUUGUAUUUGGCGGUCUUAUUGGUGUAUGGAUCGAAGACAUAUAUGAAAUCAAGAUAAGAGUGAUGAAAGAAUACGCAGUGUAUUCAUCUUGGACCGAGACUGUUAGUUUUUCUGCUCGUCCUAAUCCGACUUUUUCCUCGGUAUGCUUUACCAAUUGUGGUGAUCUCGUUGGAUCAAGUGGUGGUGGAUUAGCCAAGUUUAAUGACAAAGGAGAGCUACUAGAGGAACGCUCCUAUCCUGACUGUUUCUUUGAAAGAUCCCAAAUGACGGUGUAUACAGAGUCUUUGCUUUCCCUCCCUGAUAGCAGUGACCAAAGCUAAGAAGUUGACUUAUCAUACAAAGAAGAAAGAAGAAGAACGUGAUUGCGAAAUAUUCCCAUUUACCAUUUUAUCGAUGCUUGAGUAGUGUGAUAGGCACAAGAAGAAGAAGAAGAAGAAGAAGAACGUGAUUGUGAACAAUAGUGAAGCUUCAAGAAGACAGAAAAUAGUUGAGAGUAGAGUUUGUGAAUCCUUUGAUUUCCCAAGGUUCUGAAUCAUAAAUCGUUCUCAGCUGCUCAAAUACCAAUUCACAAAUGGUUAAGCUCUGAGGUUUCUCUCUCUUGUAGCUCUUUAGUUAACAUAAACUUUAUUUACUUAUACCUAGGGUCCGUUUGGCCUAGUUUUUUUUCCUCUUCUUUUUACUUAAAAGUAAGAAGCUAUGCCAAACAACAAUUUUUAAAAGCUAUAGUAAAAAAAAAAAAAAACAGUUUCUAUAUUUUAGAAAAAAUAAUAAUAUAUUAUCAAAUAUAUCUUUUCACCCUAUUAUAAUAAAAACAACUUUUAACUUUUUUUUUAUAAAACAAAUUAAGAUUUACCAAACAAUUUUAACUUUAGUUAAAAAGCUAUUAUUUCUAGCUUUAUGAUUAAAAGAGCUUCUACACCUAAAAAAAGUUAGGCCAAACGGGCCCCUAGUAGGUUAUACUUUAUGCUUCUUGAUUUAUGCUUGAACGGUUGAUUUUAAUUUGUUUUAAAUGGUAGUGCUUGAUUUUGCUUGAAUGGAUAUCCUUUCUUUAUGUUAUCUUUGUUGAUAUUGUGCUAUAUGUUUGAAUGCGUGUUGUGUUCUAUUACGGCUUUGUUAUGUAACUUA
Trifolium pratense (red clover) is the source of this 2040-nucleotide messenger RNA. Its product is annotated as F-box/kelch-repeat protein At3g06240-like. The coding region runs from base 120 to 1235 and encodes 371 amino acids. The transcript has a single exon. The record is from RefSeq and is a predicted model, not a curated record. Lineage: Eukaryota; Viridiplantae; Streptophyta; Magnoliopsida; Fabales; Fabaceae. Gene Ontology annotation, molecular function: protein binding.